Molecule: messenger RNA, 3989 nt
Organism: Amblyraja radiata (thorny skate)
Lineage: Eukaryota; Metazoa; Chordata; Chondrichthyes; Rajiformes; Rajidae
Gene: camk2g2
Product: calcium/calmodulin-dependent protein kinase (CaM kinase) II gamma 2
Exons: 22
Coding region: 133-1779 (548 amino acids)
Biological process (GO): protein phosphorylation
Molecular function (GO): calmodulin binding; ATP binding; calcium/calmodulin-dependent protein kinase activity
Source: RefSeq, a predicted model, not a curated record
AUCUCCCUCCCUCUCUCCCUCCCUCCCUCCCUGUCUCUCUCGUGUAAUCUCGCGUUAGCGGCUCCACAUCCACCCUCCCCUGCAUCUGACAGGCGAGUACAUGCUAGCCAAUUCCAGGCUUUUCAUUUCAACAUGGCCACUACCGCAACGUGUACCCGGUUUAGCGAGGAAUACCAGUUAUGUGAAGAGCUCGGAAAGGGUGCCUUCUCCGUUGUUCGCAGAUGCGUGAAAUUAUCCACGGGACAAGAAUAUGCGGCGAAGAUUAUUAACACAAAGAAGCUCUCUGCCCGGGAUCAUCAGAAGCUGGAACGCGAAGCAAGAAUCUGCCGGCUCCUGAAACAUCCUAAUAUCGUACGCCUUCAUGACAGCAUAUCAGAAGAAGGAUUUCACUACCUCAUAUUUGACCUGGUCACUGGUGGAGAACUCUUCGAGGAUAUCGUGGCCAGAGAAUACUACAGUGAGGCAGAUGCAAGUCAGUGUAUUCAUCAGAUUCUAGAGAGUGUGAAUCACAUUCAUCAACAUGACAUAGUGCACAGAGACCUCAAGCCAGAGAACCUGCUGCUUGCAAGUAAAUGUAAAAAUGCAGCGGUGAAGCUGGCCGACUUUGGACUGGCAAUCGAAGUGCAAGGGGAUCAGCAGGCAUGGUUUGGAUUUGCGGGGACUCCAGGAUACCUCUCGCCCGAGGUUUUAAGAAAAGAUCCAUAUGGAAAACCAGUUGACAUCUGGGCGUGCGGAGUCAUUCUCUACAUAUUAUUAGUCGGCUACCCACCUUUUUGGGAUGAGGAUCAGCAUAAACUAUACCAACAAAUUAAGGCUGGUGCUUAUGAUUUUCCCUCUCCAGAAUGGGACACCGUCACCCCAGAGGCCAAAAAUCUGAUCAACCAGAUGCUGACCAUCAACCCCGCCAAGAGGAUAACAGCGCCUGAGGCCUUGAAGCACCCAUGGGUCUGCCAACGUUCUACCGUGGCAUCAAUGAUGCAUCGUCAAGAAACGGUGGAAUGCUUGAGGAAGUUCAAUGCCAGAAGAAAGCUGAAGGGUGCGAUCCUGACCACAAUGCUUGCAACAAGAAACUUCUCAGUUGGCAGGCAGUCUACAGCUCCAGCGGCAGCCGCAGCGGCUGUUGGGCUGGCUGAGCAAGCAGCUAAAAAUUUACUUAACAAGAAGACCGAUGGAGUCAAGAAAAGGAAGUCCAGUUGCUGUGUCCCUUUAAUGCCGCAAACCAACAACAGCAAAAACAACGUAGCCAACAUCCCAAAGGAGACUGUUCCGACAGCCACAAUGGAACCACAGACAACAGUGGUCCACAACCCCACAGAUGGCAUCAAGGGGUCCACAGAGAGUUCCAACGCCACUACUGAAGAUGAGGAAGGGAAGGGACGCAAGCAGGACAUCAUCAAGAUCACAGAGCAGCUUAUCGAAGCGAUCAAUAAUGGAGAAUUUGAGGCCUACACGAAGAUCUGUGAUCCAGGCCUAACCUCCUUUGAACCUGAAGCUCUUGGCAAUUUAGUGGAAGGGAUGGAUUUCCACAAAUUUUAUUUUGAGAACUUGUUGUCCAAGAACAGUAAGCCGAUCCACACCACCAUCCUCAACCCGCAUGUCCACCUGAUCGGGGAGGAUGCUGCUUGCAUCGCCUACAUCCGUCUAACGCAGUACAUGGAUGGACAGGGAAGGCCUCGCACCACACAAUCUGAGGAGACCCGCGUGUGGCACCGUCGCGAGGGCAAGUGGCAGAACAUACACUUCCACUGCUCAGGUGCACCAGCAGCACCGCUCCAGUGAACACCUUCUGCAGCUUGGAGAUGCUGGAGUAGACUUCUCGUCCAAACAGUGGAAUGAAGCCAGUCACUGUCAUGGUAAAUUCUUGAAGACCAACAGCGCCAUGCGCCAAUCUGCAUGUGUAUGAUGCUGCUGUGGCGGCUGCCUAUUUGUUGUUUCCAUGGAUCCAUCAUGUCUGUUUCUGCUGUCUAGGAGAUGUACAGAUAAAAAUGGCUGCUGUAAUAUGUACCUGAUAACUCACUCGUUCGAUGGCAGAGGUUCACGCAAAAAAUAGAUUCUGAACCCGUAUACUUGCCAAAGUACGGAGGUCCGUCCUUUAAAAAAUAAUGUAUAAAAAAAAAGAAACUUAAAAAAAAAAAAUCACGACAAAAAAUUUAACAAGUUGCAGUAGAGCUCAGAUCUUUAAAAAAAAAACCAAGUCAAGAUUUAAUCGAGAUUACGAUAAGGAGAGUAAUGUCGGAGGAAGCCUUGGCUCCUCCUGUCAGUGUGAGGUAAGGGUCAAUAGCUGGACCGCUAACCCACUGGGAGACUGACAAGCAACAUCGCUGAAACUCAGAGGCCAAGACUAUGGCCUCACUGCUCUGCUAAACUAUCUGAGACACAAAACACACAACAACAAAAAAUAAAUAAAACAUCUGGGUGAUUGCAUUUUUAUUCUUCUCUCUCCUGUCGAUCCAUUGCAAAGUGAAGCUGUGAUCUCAUUCAUUGAAAUGGAUCACACAUAAUAAGGUAUUUCUUUCUCAAAUGUUAACAUUUCUUCCAGUGUUCUCUGCAUCAAGGUUAAUAUGAAUGUAUAAUAUUGAAGUUCUCUGUCGUGCCUAAGUGCAGUAAUAUUAUCUUUGGUUUUUAAAAAAAAACAAUUGCUAAGUCAGUUUGCAUCCACAAGUUUGCAGUAUGUUGUGAUCUAGUUACUGAUGACAAACUUUUUUGAACUGUCUGGUGGUCAUCACUGCCUUGUGUCUUUGAGGUGUGGUGUAGAUGUGUAGCCCGAUAACAUUACCUUACUGGGAAGUAUAAGAUCAAACUCGCAACGCAUAGUGUUGGUACUCACAAACAACACUGUACAGCUGGUCGUCAAAGGUCACACAUUUAAAACAUAUACUGUAUGCAGUUUUACAGAGGUUAUGCAUGUGUUGUUUAUGGUCAAUAUUUUCACUGUAUGUGUUUUACUUGACAAAAAAAUACUGAUGUACCUAGUUCUGCAUCUUUAACUAUCUUGCACAGUCUGGCCAGUAUGCACCACAUAAUUUAAGCCUAAGCUUGUUAUGAUAAAUUCCUGUUUAAAAAAAUUAAGUAAAUUAAUUGCAUUGUUACUGUAUCUUAUGGGGCUAAUAAUAUCUUAUAGUUUUAACUGAGGCAAUUGAUGCAGGAUUUUGCAUGAUAUGUGACAACAAUUACACUCUGUCUGUUUGUUAUGAAUGUUGGUAGAUCUUCAUAGCUUUGUUACUAUAGGACUUGAUCUUAAAAAAAAAAGUAUUUAAUAAAAAUUAAUACAAACCGGUGCAUCUUGUUUUAACUACUGCAGUCGAUGGAUUGUCUACCCCAGAGCCUGCUUGCAUUUGUCGUCUAUGAAUUAGUAAGGAGCAUUCUCAAAAUGCGAUAUUCAGUGUUUUUAGUUAGUUCACAAAACGUCACAAAAUGGGUGAAACUGGACAUGAAUCUUUCCGCUGGUCUGCAUCACGCUUAAGUUUGCAAAUUGCAUGAUUUGCAUCCAUUCAUACUUCACAUUGGUCAGGACCCUGGAGGGGAAGGCGUUUGGCAUGGUUACUCUAGGUGGGAUUUGGUGGGUCAUCACUGUGUUUGUUUGCUCCAUCCUUGCACUGCACACCUUCACCUGCGCCUCGGUGAGGUCCCGAAGGAGGAACGAACGUCCUUUAAUUCAGACGUGGACAUGGUUGGAUAACGGCAAAUGACUCGAGCUCAUGGCCGAGGCUUUGAUCAAACUCGUUCUGGAUCAGAACACGUAGUUUGAUCAACACAUCGCAAACCCUCUCCAUCCUUCGCAAAUCCGUCAUACCUGAACCAGUCCCAGAGAAAAUUAGUGGCACAGAAAUAGGCCAAUCGGCCCAUCAUGUCCAUGCUGGCCAAGAAAGGUCUGGUCUAGUCAACUUUCACCCAUUUUGAGGCUCAGUGCUUUCAGUUACCUUUAAUGUAACCUGUUUCUGUGUGUCUAGCACUUUUAAACAAAAAAUAAACACAGUCUGUGUACCUAA